This is a messenger RNA of Staurois parvus, 368 nucleotides long. The record is from the annotation of a GenBank genome assembly. Lineage: Eukaryota; Metazoa; Chordata; Amphibia; Anura; Ranidae.
CACUGAUGAUCAGUGUGCCCUGAUGAUCUGUGUAGCCCCAGCAGCGCCACCUGUCAGUGUCCAUCAGUGCCAGCUCUCAGUGCUCAUCCAUGCCACAUCAGUGCCACAUUUCAGUGCCCAUCUGAGCUGCCUUUCUGUGUCACCCAUCAAUGCCAUGUGCAUCAGUGCCAGUCAGUGCCGCCUAUCAGUGCCAUAUAUGAGUGCUGCCUUUCAGUGCCCAUCAGUCAUGCCUGUCAAUGCCCAUCCGUGCCACCUACCAGUGCCUCCUCAUCAGUGCCCAUCAGUGCAGCCUAUCAGUGCCCAACAGUGCAGCCUCAUUAGCGCACAUCAGUGAAGGAGAAAAAUCACUUAUUUACAAAAUUUUAUAA